This is a messenger RNA of Gambusia affinis (western mosquitofish), 2452 nucleotides long. It is a transcript of the gene st6galnac5a, whose product is annotated as ST6 (alpha-N-acetyl-neuraminyl-2,3-beta-galactosyl-1,3)-N-acetylgalactosaminide alpha-2,6-sialyltransferase 5a. Gene Ontology annotation, biological process: oligosaccharide metabolic process; ganglioside biosynthetic process. The record is from RefSeq and is a predicted model, not a curated record. The coding region runs from base 276 to 1283 and encodes 335 amino acids. Gene Ontology annotation, molecular function: alpha-N-acetylgalactosaminide alpha-2,6-sialyltransferase activity. NCBI's taxonomy places the organism in Eukaryota, Metazoa, Chordata, Actinopteri, Cyprinodontiformes, Poeciliidae. The transcript is spliced from 5 exons.
UCCUCUCCGCUGCCCUCCUCCAGCGCCACCGGAAGCCGGGCGGCGUUAAGACCCAGCAGAUGUACAGUACAGCGAACAUCUGUCGCCGCGGUCUCCGCUCCGUAUGAAUCGCGCCCGGACUCCAGUCUGGAGACACUCACGCUCCGAGGCGGGCUGGGAUCAGGACCGGAGCGGAUCCAGGGCCGGGGAGGAUGUGCGCGGAUGAGUCCGGACCAUGAGAGCAGAAAGUGGAGCCAGACGCACUGAGCCGCAGCGAUAAGACAGCGCGCAGCAAAAUGAAGACACCUAUGCGCCAUGGGGUAGCCGUGCUUCUCGUCCUCCUCUUGUGCGCCAGCUUGUUCCUCGUGUACAACGGCAGCUUCAACAGUCCUUCCAGGGAAACUAACGACACCCGCGUCCGACAGCAUGAACAUCUGCAGCAGCCGCCCGAAGCCUCCGGCAGCACGGCGAAGCCUCACCUGCCGGCCCUCCAGGGAUACAUCGGCAUCAUCGACCAUAAGCCUCUCAGGAUGCACUGCCACACCUGCUCUCUGAUCACCAGCUCCGGCCAUCUCAUCGGCGGACGCCGGGGAAAGGAGAUCGACCGGGCCGAGUGCGUCAUCCGCAUGAACGACGCCCCCACCGCCGGCGCGUACGGCCAGGACGUCGGCCGCCGCACCUCCCUGCGAGUCAUCGCCCACUCCAGCAUGCAGCGGGUGCUGCGCAGCCGCCACGAGCUGCUCAACGCCAGCCAGGACACGGUGUUCAUCUUCUGGGGCCCCAGCAACUACAUGAGGCGGGACGGGAAGGGCCUGGUGUACAACAACCUGCGGCUGAUGAACCAGGUGCUGCCCAAGCUCAAGGUCUACAUCAUCUCCUGGCAGAAGAUGCUGCAGUUUGACGAGUUGUUCAAGAAGGAGACGGGCAAAGACAGGAAGAUUUCCAACUCGUGGCUGAGCACCGGCUGGUUCACCAUGACCAUCGCUCUGGAGCUCUGCGAUAGGAUCAACGUGUUCGGCAUGGUGGCCCCCGACUUCUGCAGGGAGCCUCAGCACCAGUCCGUCCCCUACCACUACUACGAGCCGCGGGGGCCCGACGAGUGCGCCAUGUACAUCUCCCAUGAGCGCGGCAAACGCGGCAGCCACCACCGCUUCAUCACGGAGAAGCGCGCCUUUGCCAACUGGGCAAGGACUUUUGACAUCCACUUCUUCCAGCCGGACUGGAGCCCCCCUCCUCUCCCAGACAACCGGACACUGCCGGGAACGGCCGCCGCCGCCGCCGCCAUGGUUCUGCAGAAUACGUGACUGCCAGUGGAGCUGGGAUACACUUUUAGAGAUCCAAUCGCUGCGAUGGACAACUGGAAAAAACAGACAGUGCUGCAUGGAUGAGGAUUCCCUUUGCUGCAGCCAGAGUUUUAUUCAUGGAGGGACAUGAUGCGGCUCAGAGCUGUUUGAAAACCUGGAAGGCAGGAUCAUCAAAUGCUCUGAAGGCGUGUGUGAGUGUGUGUGUGUGUGUGUGGCAUGUAUUUGAUGUAUUGUGGGGACCAUUUUCCUGACACAUAUUCCAUUGUGGGGACCCAAGGGGAUGAAAGCCUGGUCCCCACAAGGAGAAAUGUUUUUGUGUUAGGGGUUAGGUUUAAGACUAAGGUGUGAAUUGAGUUUUGGUUAAGGUUAGGAAUGUGAUGGUUAAGGUUAGGAAUGUGAUGGUUAGGGUUAGGAAUGUGAUGGUUAGGGUUAGGAAUGUGAUGGUUAAGGUUAGAGUAGGGUUAUUAUCAAGGUCUGCUUAUGCUGCAGACCUUGAUAAUAAUUCAUGCCGCCAUUAAAUGGCAUUUGGAACAAUAUUCAUUUCCAAAUGUGGCCAUAAUUUCAUUUUUUGAGGAUAUUUGAUAAAAUAAGAUUUAUUUGUCAUUGUCAUCAACCGAUUACGAGUUUGGAUUGAAAACACUUUUUUUUAAAAUAACACUGAAGCCCAGAUAUCCAGGACCCCUUUUGGCUUUUUUUAAAAAUAAUUAAAAGUGAAAUUUGAAGAUAUAUUAUUGCAACAGGGCUUAAAAGUAAAUUUUAUAUUGGGUUUUUGCUUUUUCAAAUGACCAGAAACAGAAGUCUCCUCUUGGCAGGUUAGCCUGAUAGUUCACUGUCUGUAACAUUGGCAUGUAUGUGUAUGUGUGCGUGUGUGUGUGUGUGUGUGGGUGUGUGUGUGUGUGUUUUCACCAGAGGAUCACAGAAGAUGCAAACUGGAGGAUAGUUUUCCAGAUGAAAGACCCAAACAGGACAGAGAUUAAAUUUUCAUUCCCCUCAAACCAUAAACAUCAACGCACUUCCUUGAGAUUUUAUUUGAUGAACUACAGUAGUUGGUGGUACGUAAUUUGUAAAUUUUGGACAUUUUAAAUUCAGACAUUUUCUAAAAUUUUAGUUUUUCCAAAUCUUCAAACUCAAAUUUUCUAGGACAAAAAGUGGAAAUUUCUGAGUUUGAA